Messenger RNA from Iphiclides podalirius (scarce swallowtail), 423 nucleotides. NCBI's taxonomy places the organism in Eukaryota, Metazoa, Arthropoda, Insecta, Lepidoptera, Papilionidae. The record is from the annotation of a GenBank genome assembly.
AUGUUCAACCGAAAUGCAAUGGACGCCCACCGGAUACGCCGUGACGGUGCACCCCGCACUGGCCCAGUAGACGGGACAGCGGCACGUGAAAAAUUCGUCCACGGUGACAACAAGUCCCGUCCUCCCCAAAGGGAGCGGCGAUGUCGCGUGCGAUCGAAUUUCACCACAACAGAGGGGCUUUUGUGCAUCGCGGGCAGCGCUAAGAACAAAAAGAAACAACGUGUUAGCGGCACUCCGCGAUGCAAUUCCUGCCGGCACCGGCUUCUAAUUAAGCCGGCCAGCGCGCUAGACCCCCGUUUAAUUGUGAACCGGGCCGGCGGCUGCGGGGACGCUGCGCAAGCGCGGCUCACCGGCGGCUGGUCGGCGAGCGGUGCCAAAUUUCGUGAAACCGCCGGUAAUUGCGAGACAAUGCGAUGCGAGUCA